This is a messenger RNA of Physcomitrium patens, 1194 nucleotides long. RefSeq names its product cytochrome b-c1 complex subunit 7-2, mitochondrial. The record is from RefSeq and is a predicted model, not a curated record. Gene Ontology annotation, biological process: mitochondrial electron transport, ubiquinol to cytochrome c. NCBI's taxonomy places the organism in Eukaryota, Viridiplantae, Streptophyta, Bryopsida, Funariales, Funariaceae. Gene Ontology annotation, cellular component: respiratory chain complex III.
GAAGAUGCUUUUGCAUGAGGUCGUCGAGCAGACCUCAGCAUGUCUCUCAAAGUCCCUUGAAUUGAAUUGUCGGCGUGAAUCGCGAUCACUCGGGAGUAUCGUUCUUUUUUCUGUUGGAGCAUUGCCUGUGUUGGCGGUGAGUAGAACAAAAGUAUUCGACAGUGUAGGCGGGAUCAUUAGUUUUCGUAAACUAGAAGAGCUCCCGCGGCAUGGUUAAGUUCGUGUGGGCAGAGAAAGCUGCUUGGACGAUUCAGAAAUCCAUGGGGAAAAGUUUCGGAUGGUGUUCCAAUUGGUAUCGAGGGAAGGUCUCCAAAGAGCUGAAGAAAUACGGUUUACGGUACGAUGAUCUAUAUGACGAGAUGCAUGAUUUUGAUAUCAUGGAGGCAUUACACCGGUUGCCUACACAAGUUACAGAUUACCGUUACCAACGAUUAAAACGAGCCAUGGAUUGCGGAUUUAAACACAAGUAUCUUGACAAGAAAAUGCAGGCGAAGCAGACUCCAUUCGAGUUUUACUUACAAGACACCCUGGCACAGGUGAAAAGGGAACGGAUUGAAAGAGAAGCACAAGGCUCCGCAAUGCCAUAUCAACGUGAGAUGCCAUGAUAACGGAGAUGUGGGUAAGUGCCGUUCUUGUAGUAUGAUAUUGCAACUGCAAUCAUCACGUCCAAAGAACAUAAUCUGCACUGUUAUAAUGUACAAGGAUAUCUUCAUUUAACAACGUUCUGAUGCCUUCACUCCGCGUCAACGUCAACGUCCUGGUAGCUUUAUUCCACAACGCAAAUUUUCACAAAACCCAUUAAUUCUCUAAAAGCUUAUUUUUGCCAUGUACGCGGCUUUCCUUUUUAAGGGUUACUAUUUACGAUCAGGUCCAUUGCAAACCAUAAUGCUCAGAAAAUACGAUGACGACAGGAGUGAGCAGUAGCUUAUAUUGUAUUAGGCAUCCCAUUAUUCAGUUCUGUCUUGGAGCUUCAAUCGCUCCAAAUUCAUGACCAAAGCAGCAGGAAGCUUAUGAAGAGUGCCACAGACAGCCAUGAGGGCUGUAAUUCAAUGGGGUACGGGGAUCUGAGAGGAUCAGGAGCAAUUUUGGGCAGUUGAGAGAAGCUGUGAAGCUUUGAAGUUCUGUUGCGUGUCAUGUGCAUGUAAUCUCCUCUGAACUGAUCGCAAUUUAAUUAAGCUCCCAUAUUGUCCUGUC